AGCUUCUUAGACGAAUUGUAUUUUUGUUCCUGUGUCAAAAGACUGCUAGCUGAUAACAGGCUACGGUAGCCGUCUGUGGCAGUUAGCUAUCGAGCAAAACAACUUUAUCAGACGAAAUUGACAACACAUUGGACUUUAAAACUUUUAGACGGCACAUUUCAUCUGAGGACAACAUCGGAUAGCAGUUUCACAAAGGAAAGCUCUGGAGAAUAGUUUAGAUAGUUUCAUUACUCGGCAAGCCCAUCGUUAGCUUAGCCUGGUUUGGUAGCAACACCAGCCGACCGACGUUACAAUUCGUUAUCGGUGGUUUCCGUCGGUCUCGUUGUGGAUCACCGGAUCAGUCUCGUCGUCCGGUUGGGUAGCAGUUAGCCAAGUUUUCUCAUUUGAGACAAAUUUGCUGGCUAUUAUAAAACCCCACACAGCUGGAAAUGAAUUCGAACGUGGAGAACUUGCCGCCUCAAGUGUUGAGACUCGUCUAUAAAGAGGUUUCCGCCUUGGCAGCAGACCCUCCAGAGGGGAUCAAAGUCUACCCCAGUGAAGAGGAUAUCACAGAGCUGCACACUGCCAUUGAGGGCCCAGAAGGAACUCCAUAUGCGGGAGGGGUGUUCCGGAUGCGUUUGGUCCUUGGGAAGGAUUUUCCUGCUGCACCACCCAGAGGCUAUUUCCUUACAAAGAUUUUCCAUCCUAAUGUUGGGCACAAGGGUGAGAUCUGUGUCAAUGUGCUGAAAAGAGACUGGAAGGCAGAGCUGGGCCUGAGACAUGUAUUGUUAACUAUCAAGUGCCUUCUGAUCCAUCCUAACCCAGAGUCGGCCCUGAACGAAGAGGCUGGGAGGUUACUUUUGGAGGACUAUAAGGAGUAUGCAUCCCGUGCUCACCUUCUAACAGAGAUCCAUGCUAUGGGAGGCACGUCAGGGGCCCCUCAAGAGCCUGCUGAUGGACCCCAACCCAAAAAGCAUGCAGGAGACCCAAACAAACGUGUAGCCGGGGCUGGUUUGGUAACAAAUGGUGUUGCCGCCAACAAUUUAAGUAACAGCAGCUCCAGUGGCACGAGCAGUAGCAAUACUAAUAUAGUUGCAAAGAAGAAAACGGAUAAAAAACGAGCUCUGAGGCGGCUAUAAAAGAGAAUGAAUCUGUGCUUUUUGUGUACAUAUAAAUAUUGAAGUGUGCAGACCACCUUUUCUCCUUAAUCUGUUUUACCAUUUUUAGAAUGACACAUUCAUUUUGUCAUGCU
Molecule: messenger RNA, 1231 nt
Organism: Sinocyclocheilus rhinocerous
Lineage: Eukaryota; Metazoa; Chordata; Actinopteri; Cypriniformes; Cyprinidae
Product: ubiquitin-conjugating enzyme E2 S-like
Exons: 5
Coding region: 429-1118 (229 amino acids)
Source: RefSeq, a predicted model, not a curated record